GAGCAACAACAGACUCAUUCACUGACUCAAAAACAGCCAUACAAACCCCAAGAGCAAGAAUGGACAGAGUCAAAUUCAACAGGGAAGUGAUGCAUAUUAAGGACCAGGGCUCCAGGCACUUGUCCCAGGACACAGUCAAAAACCUGAUCCACCAGUCUCAGGAGGCUAAGAAGCAAGCGUAUUGUCCUUACAGCAAAUUCAGAGUUGGAGCUGCUGUCCUGACACUUGACAACAGUGUGUUCACAGGUUGCAAUGUGGAGAACGCCUGCUACAAUCUGGGUGUGUGUGCUGAGAGGAAUGCCAUCUCGAAGGCAGUGUCUGAGGGUUACAAAACUUUCAAGGCUAUUGCAAUUGCCAGUGACUUGAAUGACCAGUUCAUCUCCCCAUGUGGUGGCUGUAGGCAGUUCAUGAGAGAGUUUGGAUCAAACUGGGAAGUGUAUCUGUCCAAGCCUGACGGCACAUGCCUGAAGGUGGCUGUGGACGAGCUGCUGCCACUCUCCUUCGGCCCUGAAGACCUUUCCAUGAAGAAAGUGUUUGAUAUUUCUAAUGAGUACUGAGGAAAAACACACACAACUGUUGGUUCUUUAAAUUGCCAUGAAAUGUACUGUGUUUAAACGCACAUGCCGAAUAUACAUACAUGUUUAGCAGUAGUUAUAUUUAUGGUCAAUAUUUGUUGUUGUAUUAUCUUCUGAUUGUAAUUUGUCAUAUUUAAAUUUACCCUAUGUACUGUAGCUUAGACAAUUCACUUAUUGAUUUACCUACAUUAACAUAUUGAAUGCUGUGUUGUUGUAGAUAAAAAUAUUUAUUAGUUUCAAGAAGCAUGGAGGAAAGUGACAUCAAAACAGGUCAAACUUAUCCACACAUUUUAAUAAAUAAACUGUUUUAAAAGGA
This is a messenger RNA of Lates calcarifer (barramundi perch), 891 nucleotides long. RefSeq names its product cytidine deaminase b (gene cdab). NCBI's taxonomy places the organism in Eukaryota, Metazoa, Chordata, Actinopteri, Centropomidae. Gene Ontology annotation, cellular component: cytosol. Bases 60 to 557 code for a protein of 165 amino acids. The transcript is spliced from 4 exons. The record is from RefSeq and is a predicted model, not a curated record. Gene Ontology annotation, molecular function: zinc ion binding; cytidine deaminase activity.